UUAAUUUCUUAGAUUGAUCUUAAAAUUUAAGAUGGUUUGUUCAUUGAAGAUUCUUCUUCUUCUGCAUGAAUAGUCUGCUGAAAUGUUGUUGUAAUACCCAACUAACAACCCUCUUCUUCAACAUAUGACCAAAGCUUUAUAUAUUCUAAUGUGCCAUCAUGUUUCUCUGCGUUCAGUUCAAAUUGGUUUGUUUGAGAUUCUGCAUUUCUGCACAUACGGUGUUUGUGUUAUUUCCUCUGGAAUAGACGGGGUUAUAUAUCCAUUAUCGACCAUACAAAACCGGAAAUAUGGCAUCGGACAAACUGCAAUCAAGUGUGGUAGACAAGACUUCGCAAAAUGAUGAGCAGCAAGUGAAGGUGAAUGAGGUUAGAGAGAUGAUAGGUUCUACCGCUAAUGAGCUACCGACGUUAUUCUCAGAUGCUUCAAUAUUGCGCUAUCUCAGAGCAAGGAAGUGGAAUACAAAAAAGGCAUGCCAAAUGUUAAGGGAAACGGCAAAAUGGAGAAUGGAGUAUAAGCCAGAACAGAUUUGCUGGGAUGAGAUUGCUCAUGAAGCCGAAACUGGAAAGACAUACAGGUCCAACUAUCCUGACAAGUAUGGAAGGACGGUUCUUGUUAUGAGACCUGGAUUGCAGAAUACAUAUUCAACAAGCGGGCAGAUGAAGUUCCUGGUUUAUUGCAUGGAGAAUGCCAUAAUGAACUUGCCUCCUAGUGAGGAGCAAAUGGUGUGGAUAAUUGAUUUUCAAGGAUGGAAUAUGUCGAGCGUAUCAAUUAAAACAACACGGGAAACAGCUCGUAUACUGCAGGACCAUUACCCUGAAAGGCUGGGACAAGCCAUCCUCUACAAUCCUCCAAAGAUCUUUGAGUCCUUCUGGAUGUUAGUGAAACCAUUUUUUGAAGCGAGGACAUCUAGCAAAAUAAAAUUUGUGUAUUCCAAUGACCCUGAAAGUCAGAAGUUUAUGGGAGACCUCUUCGACAUGGAGAAGCUAGAGUCUGCAUUAGGUGGGCAGAACCCAAAAGCGUUUGACUGUAAAGAGUAUGGCGAAACAAUGAGAGAGGAUGACAAGAAGAUUCAUAGCAUUUCGUCAGUUCAGUAACGACUACUCUGUCGAAGGGAAGAUAACAGGACAGGAAGGCCAGAUUGGUCACAACAUAGUGGUUCACCGGACUUAUGUAACACAAUUACACAAAUAAGCCAGGCUAAGAAAUAUGUUGAAAAAAUGAAUUAGUAUAAAUAAUAUGUACGCGUGCACUUGGUUUAAAAAUUUGAACAUUGGAUAUUCAUUGGGGUAAUUCAUGGGCUUUCUCCUUUUUUCAUUUAUAAUCUUGCUAAUCAAUAUAUUAGAGGAAUUCACAGAGGUAA
Messenger RNA from Papaver somniferum (opium poppy), 1360 nucleotides. Its product is annotated as phosphatidylinositol transfer protein 3-like. The coding region runs from base 288 to 1094 and encodes 268 amino acids. The record is from RefSeq and is a predicted model, not a curated record. The transcript is spliced from 6 exons. Gene Ontology annotation, molecular function: phosphatidylinositol transfer activity. NCBI's taxonomy places the organism in Eukaryota, Viridiplantae, Streptophyta, Magnoliopsida, Ranunculales, Papaveraceae.